UACUGAGAAUAAACUUUAGUCAAGUUAGUAAUUAGUGAAAUUAAACCAAAGUUCAGCCAUAAAAAAUCACAUCGAGGAGGAACCUUUCAGUUUACAGGAUUUAACUACAAAAUACUGUCAUUCUUCGAGAAAAAAAAAAAACUCACUCUAUAAAAAAGAAAAGAUUAAGACAGAGAGUAAAGGCAAUGGAAGAAUUACCAUCGUCAGAAGCAAGAGAAGACAGAAACAGUAUAAAUGGUGACUAUAGCAGUCCCAUAUAUGAGCUGUGUUGUAAGGUCUGUGAUGGUGUGUUCACUGACCCAGUCACCACUCCAUGUGGACAUAACUUCUGUAAGAGCUGCCUUACAAAUUGCUGGGAGGAGCGUCAUCACUGUCAUUGUCCAUUAUGUAAAGAAAGAUUCACCAGGAGACCUGAACUGAGAAUUAAUACAACACUGAGAGAGGUUGCAGAUGACUUCAAGAAAAAAAAUGGUCUUGAAAAAACUGAGAUUCUUUGUGAUGCCUGCACUGGAGAGAAAUUUAAGGCCCUGAAAUCCUGUCUGGAUUGUGGACUGAGUUUCUGUGAAACUCAUUUAGAACCUCAUACUCAUGUUCUAAGACUUAAGAAGCACAAACUAAUAAACCCUGUGGAGAACCUGGAGGACUACAUAUGCCAGAAACAUAAUAAACUUCUAGAGCUGUUCUGUAAAGAGGAUCAGAUAUGUGUCUGCCAGUUCUGCACUGAGACAGACCACAAGAAUCACAACACUGUUUCUAUAGAGGAGGAGUGCAGAGAGAGGAAGACUCAGCUGGUAAAAACACAGACAGAUUUGCUUCAGAUGAUUCAGGACAGAUUCAAGAAGAUUCAAGAAAUCAAACACUCAGUAGAGCAAACCAAAAGAAGCACAGAGAAAGAGAAAGCAGACAGUGUUGAAGUCUUCACUGCUCUGAUUCACUCCAUUGAGAGAAGUCAGGCUGAGCUGCUGGAGGUGAUGGAGGAGAAGCAGAAAGCAGCAGAGACGCAGGCUGAAGGAUUUAUUAAAGAGCUGGAGCAGGAAAUCAGUGUGCUAAAGAGGAGAAACACUAAGCUGGAGCAACUCUCACAAACUGAGGAGCAUCUCCACCUUCUACAGAUUUACUCCACCACGUGCAGCCCUAUACACACCAAGAACUGGACUGAGAUCAGUAUUAACACUGAUGAGAGUGGGGACACUGUGAGGACAGCUCUGUCUCAGCUUCAACAGACUCUGAAUGAGAAAUUCACUAAAACACUCGAUGACAAGUUAAAGGAAAGAGUUUCCACAGAACUGAAGAGGAUUCAGCAGUAUGCAGUGGAUGUGACUCUGGAUUCUGAUACAGCUUAUCCUAAACUCAUGCUGUCUGCUGACGGAAAACAAGUGUCACUUGGAAAUAAGCAACAGAAACUCCCCAAUACACCACGGAGGUUUAAAAAAUGCCCUAAUGUUCUUGGAAAGCAGAGUUUCUCCUCAGGGAGAAUUUAUUAUGAGGUGCAGGUCAGAGGGAAAAUGGCAUGGACAUUAGGAGUUGCAAGACAGAAUGUUGACAUCAAAGGGAAGAUUAUGCUGAAUCCUCAGAAUGGAUUCUGGACUGUGGGGCUGUGGAAUGAGAAUCAGUAUAAGGCUUGUGCUGAUCCCCCUGUCCCCCUCACACUGAGAGAGAAGGUGGAGGUGGUGGGGGUAUUUGUGGAUUUUAAGGAGGGUCUGGUCUCCUUUUAUGAUGUGAAAUCAAGUUCUCAUAUCUACUCUUUCACUGGUCAGACUUUCACUGAGAAUCUCUAUCCAUACUUCAGUCCUGGUUUAAAUGAAGGAAAUAAAAAUUCAGCACCACUCAUCAUCUCUCCUAUAUUUUAUAAUUAAAUAAAUUAAUUUUCUAAUAAUUAUAAUAAUCUACUAAUAAAUAGAAUGCAAAUAUUUAUAUUCUUGUAAAUUUUAGUAAGGCAUAUUCUGUUUUAAAGUGUUGUACAGAUUAUUUUAAUAUCUGAGGUUUGUUGGACUACAUAAUUUACAGAGUGUGUGUGUGUGUGUGUGGGGGGGGGGUGCGUUUGCCAUUGUGUGCGUGUGUGUGUGUUUUUUCUGAACUGAACCAAACCAACAGAAAUGCUGCCAAGUUUCUGAUGGGUUUCAUUUUGUUUCAGUUCAGCAAGGUUCACUCUCUACAAAGUGAUAACUUUAAAUAAAUACAAGUAAAAAACAAGUAUACUACCUUUCACAGUAUCUAUAUAUGGCAAAUCUUUUUAUUUUUAAUUUAUACUUUUACACCACAUACAUUUAAUUGUAUAUUAAAUAGUGAAAAUAAAAAUUCAUAUUUGAUCUUUUUGGAUGAAUUUCAGAAAAAUUCCUACAAGUUUCCUCAUAAAGUGCUGUACAGUCAAUUUUAAAUACCUUGUUUUGCCAUGUUAGCUAUCGAAACUUCCAGAAACUCCACUUCAGAUAACACACUGUAACUUACAAACAUGACCAACAUGAACUACAAUAAACUUAAACAUUACACAAA
Molecule: messenger RNA, 2493 nt
Organism: Tachysurus vachellii
Lineage: Eukaryota; Metazoa; Chordata; Actinopteri; Siluriformes; Bagridae
Product: E3 ubiquitin-protein ligase TRIM39-like
Exons: 8
Coding region: 186-1856 (556 amino acids)
Molecular function (GO): protein binding; zinc ion binding
Source: RefSeq, a predicted model, not a curated record